UAUUGUUUAUGGUAAAUAUCAUAUACACCACAUAGAGAACUAUCAGCAUGCAUGUUUAGAUUACAUAGAGAUUGUUACGCGCACUGUAAGGGCGGUGUGCAUCUUUUUUCGUAAAUGUAAAUUUGUGGAUAAUUUAAUACACACAUAAUGGGUAUAUUAGAGAAAAUAUCUGAAAUUGAAAAAGAAAUUGCUAGGACCCAGAAGAAUAAAGCUACUGAAUAUCAUUUAGGAUUACUAAAAGCAAAACUUGCAAAAUAUAGGUCACAACUUUUAGAACCAGGAAAGAAAUCAGAAAAAGGAGAAGGAUUUGAUGUAUUAAAAUCAGGAGAUGCAAGAGUAGCUUUAAUAGGUUUUCCAUCAGUAGGAAAAUCUACAUUGUUGAGCACAUUAACGCAUACAGAAUCUGAAGCAGCAUCUUAUGAGUUCACUACACUAACUUGUAUUCCUGGUGUUAUAGAAUAUAAAGGUGCAAAUAUCCAACUUCUUGAUCUUCCUGGUAUAAUUGAAGGUGCAGCACAGGGCAAAGGAAGAGGCAGACAGGUGAUUGCUGUUGCUAGAACAGCGGACUUAGUUCUUAUGAUGUUGGAUGCUACUAAGCAAGAUGUACAAAGGCAACUUUUAGAAAAAGAAUUAGAAUCAGUCGGUAUACGGCUUAAUAAAAAGAAACCAAACAUUUAUUUUAAAGUGAAGAAGGGAGGCGGAUUGGCUUUCAAUUCAACGUGUCCAUUGACAAAAGUAGAUGAGAAAUUAGUUCAAAUGAUCCUGCACGAAUACAAGAUUUUCAAUGCAGAAGUUUUAUUUCGAGAAGAUUGUAGUGCAGAUGAAUUAAUUGAUGUGAUUAACGCUAACAGAGUAUAUUUACCAUGCCUUUAUGUACAUAACAAAAUAGAUCAAAUAUCAAUAGAAGAAGUGGACAGAAUUGCUAGGCAACCUAAUAGUGUAGUAGUUAGUUGUAAUAUGAAACUGAAUUUGGAUUUCUUACUUGAAACAUUGUGGGAAUAUUUAUCCUUAAUAAGGGUAUACACAAAAAAACCUGGACAGCCACCCGAUUUUGAUGAUGGUUUAAUAUUACGGAAAGGUGUUACCGUGGAACAUGUUUGUCAUGCUAUUCAUCGGACACUUGCGCAGCAAUUUAAAUAUGCUCUUGUUUGGGGUACAAGUACAAAAUAUUCACCUCAGAGAGUAGGAUUACAACAUAUUAUGCACGAUGAAGAUGUUAUUCAAGUAGUUAAAAAAUAAAUCUCAUGCUGUUACAUAUGUGACCUACAAAUGAUUAUGUUAAAUUUUACACAUAGUUGCUUAAGGAGUACUCAUAUUUAAAAUUGUUUCGAUCUUUUUAUUUCUGUAAACUGAAUAUAAAUAUUCAAACUCUACAUUUUUAAUAUAAAAUUUUUCCAUUUUGUAAUUUAAUAAAUGAUAUUAAAACCUUUAAAUUUGUCUAUAAAACAUUAAAAUUUAAUCAUUUAAUAGUGCAACUUCUAAGAAAUUUAAAUGAAUUACUUUAUACAUAUACUAUUCUAAUUAUUGACAACAACUAAAGUAUUAAUAACAUUAAUGUUUGGCACUAAGUUCUAUCCGUGCUAUGAGUGAAAAAGGUUUCCAAAGGUUUGCCAUUGACAAUAAAUAAUAUUACUAAAAUUCCUUGCAUUCCAAGAUUUUUUGUUAGAACAUUUACAACUACUUUUGCACCAAUACCAAUACAAAGUUUGCACCACUUCUAAUUCAUACCACUUAUCUAUCACUCAAGGAACCAAUAUAUAAUUUUUUUUUAAUACAAUGUCAUUCCACUGUUCAUUUCUAUCGAUGUGUUUAUGAAUUUUGUGGAUAUAAUUAAUACAUAAUAAUAUUAUUUAUAAUACUAUAUCUAUCAUUCUCGCAUACAUUAAAGUAGAAGUUCAGGAAACAGACUUAUCAAAAUUUGAUCUAAAAGAACAUAUGCAAUGUGUUUGUUCAGUUGUGCAUUUUGCAAAGAAUCUAAAACAGAAUCCAUCAAUUCAGUCCAUGGUUUGUAAAGUCCUAUUAACCAAUAUGGCAAUAAAUUGUAUAAUCCUUUUCUUGCGCCUUCAUAACAAUUUUCACAAUUUCCUUGAGAAAUUCUUUCUUUCACGUGACUUUUGUCACUCAUAACUUUCGUGUGCAACAAAUUUACCACAGCAGCUGCCCGUCCACUGCUUAAUAUUUUUGCCAGAGUGUUGUAAAGCAAAAUAUUGACAAAUGGGUCCACCUUCGUACGAGUCGAGAAAGCGAACAUCCAAACAGCUCUUGUGAUUAUUGAAGGUACAUUUAGUAAUUUCUCCACUGAAAUGAAAAAAGUAAAAUUUAUAUCAAGUGAGUAGAAAACAAUUUUAUAUUUUGUGCCAAUAUUACUCGCUAAAGAAUUGUAAUUUUUAAACAUACAUAUUCACCCCUUAACAAAUAAUGGUUACAGGGAAAAUGAGAAAUUUACCUGCAUCUGCAAUUGAAAAGCAAGUGCCCUUUAUGUGAGAGCGUUUCGCAGAAGGAAAAACUAAAGUCUUUUGUAAAUUGACAUCUAAAUUGAGAUUGUUGCCAAAUGUUCCCAUUAAAAGGUCACGAUGUCCUUUUUUCUCAGUUUUAGGGACAUUCGAUUCAUUUGAAAGUUCAACUCCAAUAUCUGUAUAGCCAUUCUUGAUGUUUGUAGAUGCCAGAAACGUGGUCAUAAACUUAUCCAGAUUCUGACCUUUCUCUUUUCGCAAUUUGUAUGCCACAUUUUGGUACAGUAUUCCAAUAUCCGGUGUGCUAUAAUUUGUGAAAUAUGGUUUCAAGUUUGGCAUAGUCAGAAAAUUGUAUAACAGCUCGCUACUUCUGAGUACUGGUUUCGAAAGCAAUUUUUCUAAAAAUUCUUCGUAACGCUGUCUAUUGAGAGUACACGAAGGAUGAGGAUUUUUCCGUGAUGGUAAUGGCGAGUCGCUUAAUUCUUUAUCGCCAUGGAAUUCUGUUAAUCGUGUACGUAAAGCAUAAAAAUCUUGAUCACGGCGUAGAACUGUCCAAGACUUUCCUUCAGCUACAUUAUGCACCGAGAUCAUAUAAAGUGGUUGAUUAUCUCCAGAUUCAGUGUGCGGAAUACUGACUCGCCAAGUUGUCAAAUCUCUGUGGAAAGUAUUAUCUGUACAUUUAAUUUCACUGUACGAGCGUAACGGAUAAUCAAUUUCUUCGCCUUGAUAAAUGUCCUGGAAAGGCA
This is a messenger RNA of Nomia melanderi (Alkali bee), 3199 nucleotides long. RefSeq names its product developmentally-regulated GTP-binding protein 2. NCBI's taxonomy places the organism in Eukaryota, Metazoa, Arthropoda, Insecta, Hymenoptera, Halictidae. The record is from RefSeq and is a predicted model, not a curated record. Gene Ontology annotation, molecular function: GTP binding; GTPase activity.